CCCCCCUCCCCUUUCUGGGCCUGACUCCCGUGCCGCCUCCAUCCCAGGCGUCCCCAUCAAGGAGAAGUUCCUGGAGGCGUCCCAGAGGUUCUACGGAACAAAGCCCGCCCUCCUUUCCGGGAACAGCCAGGCUGACCUGGAGGCCAUCAACAGGUGGGUGGAAGAAGCCACCCAUGGGCAGAUCUCCACCAUGCUCACCGAGCUGCCUCCCAACACCGUGCUGGUCCUUCUCAACGCCGUCUUCUUCCGAGGGCUCUGGAGGACCAAGUUCAACCCACUGCUGACGGAACUCAGCCUGUUCCAUCUGGACGAGGGAUCUGCGGUCUCCGUGGAGAUGAUGAAGGAAUGGGACUUCCCCCUCAGCUGGUUCAGCACGGCGUCCUGGGAGGUCCAGGUUGCCAGGUUCCCCUUUAAAGGCAACGCCUCCUUCGUGGCCAUUGUCCCGGCCCUCCACCUGCAGAAGAACUUCUCCCAGGUUCUCUCCGAGGUCCUCCAGCUCGACCUGGACAAGGCCUUCCCCCUGGAGACGCCCACCAAGGUGAAGGUGCCGAAGCUGCACUUGGAGGACUAUGUGGACCUCAACGGGGCCUUAACUCGGCUAGGCCUCGGGGAUCUCUUUUCUGCCCCAGACCUCCACCACAUCGCCGAGGGGCCCCUGGUGGUCUCCAGCAUCCAGCACCGAGCCACCCUGGAGCUGGCUGAGGCCGGAGUGCAGGCGGCAGCAGCCACCAGCGUGAUCGCCUCGCGCUCGAUCUCGGCUUUCUCCCUCGACCGGCCCUUCCUCUUCAUGAUCACGGAGGACGUGAUGGGCAUCCCCCUCUUCCUGGGCACCGUCCGGAAUCCCAGCCCCGGGGCUCCCCGGGAGAAGACGGGCCAGGACCCCCUCAGUGAGAAGGAAAUCCUGCCUGUCGGUCCCUGGAGGGCCACCGGGCCGCCCCCCCCCCAAUUCCCAGACAGUCCGGCCUUCCAGAAGACCCCAAAGCGCAUCACCCUCCCAGCUGGGGACUCCGGAAGGGGCUGGAUCUAUCCCAAUCUUGAAACUGAGGGGGGGGGGCUCCCUCGGCCAUCAUUGGGUCCUGGAGUGGAAUCCGACACCUCAGCUUGCCCGAUGCCUGGGCUCCCCAUCUGGCCUGGCCUGCCCCCCCCCCCCCCAAGCCCCCCCUCAGUCUACCCUCCUCGGAAGCCCCCCGCCCUCCCUGCCACCUGCCUUUGUUUCAGACGCCCCUGCCUCCAAAAGGCCAGGGUGGCAACGUGGACCAUGAACCGGGCCGUCCUAAGAGCCUCCCGGAUCACAAUCUGAUUCCAAAUUGUCCUUUCUCUUCAUUCUGGUCAAACGGUCAGAGCAGGUGAGAUGCGCCAUCGCUCACAGCUCAGGCGGAGACGAAGAGAGGAAGGCUCAGCGGGGACGAUUGUAAGGGAAACAAGGCAAAAAUAAACCUGCAAUGAUUCUCA
Messenger RNA from Notechis scutatus (mainland tiger snake), 1452 nucleotides. The record is from RefSeq and is a predicted model, not a curated record. Lineage: Eukaryota; Metazoa; Chordata; Lepidosauria; Squamata; Elapidae.